Molecule: messenger RNA, 207 nt
Organism: Caenorhabditis briggsae
Lineage: Eukaryota; Metazoa; Nematoda; Chromadorea; Rhabditida; Rhabditidae
Exons: 2
Coding region: 1-207 (68 amino acids)
Source: RefSeq, a predicted model, not a curated record
AUGGUGCUACUGGCGAUUUAUGUUGGAAGUCAGAUGACUUGCAAUCCAGUGUGUACUCCACCAGCUUUCUGUGAUACUAAUACAGGAAUCUGUCGUAACUUCCGCCAAGCUUUUAAUGGGCCUGUUCUCAUCCAAUGCGCCAACUGUCCAGCUGGAACGCAAUGCGAUUCCAACACUGGAAUCUGCAGAACCUUCCGUCAGCCUUGA